Molecule: messenger RNA, 1884 nt
Organism: Vitis riparia (riverbank grape)
Lineage: Eukaryota; Viridiplantae; Streptophyta; Magnoliopsida; Vitales; Vitaceae
Product: thylakoidal processing peptidase 1, chloroplastic-like
Exons: 7
Coding region: 450-1241 (263 amino acids)
Biological process (GO): thylakoid membrane organization
Cellular component (GO): chloroplast thylakoid membrane
Molecular function (GO): serine-type endopeptidase activity
Source: RefSeq, a predicted model, not a curated record
UAGCCAGCAAGAAACACCCUAGUCAACAAAUCCCCAUUUCCCCAUUUUUUUCGUGCUGUUGUUCACUCACAAUCUCGAUGUUGAACCACGAUCACCAUGGCAAUCUCCAUAUCCUCGAAAUUCUAAACCUCUCAUAAACCCCCAAAACAACAGCAAAUCUCGCCGUCUCUCUCUCUCUAUAUUAUGCCUGUGGUUGUUGUUUCUGUUGCUGAUUUGGUUAAUCUGGUGUUGAUCCUCGUCUUCCCCUCUCUAUUCCAGUGUGUUCGACAGCAUUCGUCUUCUUCCGACGGUGAUUUUCACGAUGAUCGGUUGUUCAAGCUUCUGAUCAUCGGACUGAAACAGCGUAGUUUUGUUACCACUGUCUUCCACUCUUCCGCUAAUUUGGGAGCUUUAUACGAUCACCGCUUCCGUCGUAGUCGACUGCUAACCCUCCGAUUUCCGAGUUUAAAAUGAGUUUCUUGAGACCCUCUGUUUUGUACCAGCUCCUGUUCAUGCACUCGUGGCUACAGUGGAUGCCGUGUCAAAGUUGGGGGUUCCUUCGGUGGCCUGGGUUCGAUGGGCUUUUGAGAUGCUUAGUGGUGGUGCUUCUGUGGUCAACGUUUACGGAAAUUAACUUCAUAUGUUCCUCCUCUAUGUACCCCACUCUUCAUGUCCAAGAUCGAGUCCUCAUGGAAAGGUUAGUUCAUACCUGCAUUCAAAUCAUGCUUUCUUGCCCACGAUGGAUGCUGUCCAAGAGUUGGAAGUUCUUGCUAUGGACAAGUUAUUAUUUUUUGAGAUUUUUGAUGAAACUGGCUUUAAAGUCAAGGUAUAUAGAAAUUGGAUUCGUAGUGUCCACGUCUAGGCACCCUACUCUUCUUGUCGGUGAUGAAAUCGUUGUGGAAAAGGUGUCAUAUUAUUUCAGACGUCCUGCUAUUCAUGAAAUUGUAACUUUCAGAGCUCCGGUACGGCUACCAGGACACAGUGAAGAUGAAAUCUUUAUUAAGAGGGUUGUUGCAAGAGCAGGAGACUUGGUUGAGGUUCGGGAUGGGUCCCUUUAUGUCAAUGGGGAUGUCCAGACUGAAGAUUUUAUCUUAGAGCAGCCAAAUUACAUAUUGCACUCAACCUGUGUUCCUAAAGAUCAUGUUUUUGUGAUGGGUGACAACCGCAAUAACAGCUUGGACUCUCGUGAUUGGGGACCCCUUCCUAUCAAAAACAUAAUUGGAAGAUUUGUCACACAUGUAUACAGACUUACGUACAAUUAACCCAUUGGCACCAGGGCAUGGGCUAGAAGUUCCAAAAUUCUCUUACUCUCCAUGUGACGGUUUAAAAGGAAUUCCCUAAUGUUGUGCUAUCCCAAAUCCAUGACUGUUAUUCAUUCAUUGAAUGUAUUCAUCAGAUGUUUCUCCAAUGUUUCAUAGUGUACAAAGUUGCAUCCGAUAAUUUGAUUUCUGUUAACUCCUGCAUCUCCUUUCCAAGAUGGUUUGUGCCAUGAAUCUCUUGUUCCCAAAGUUCUUGGCUAUAACAGAGGUUCUAGACCACGUUUUUUUUAACCCAACAAACAGAUACAAUGGAGAGAAAAAGCUAGUGAUCUCUGGUUCAUUCUGCAAUGUGGCAGAUUUCAGGGGUCAAACACUAACCCUUUUUCCCCUUAUGCCAAAUCUCAAUACCAGGCAUGCCCAUGUGUAUAAAUCUAAGAAAGGUAUACCAAUCGGUUAGGUGGUGAAGAUCUUUCUGUCGAGUUGGGCUUAUCCUUGCGAAGUUAGAAGCCUAAAAGCGUGUGGGAUUCAUAGCAGAUCUCCUUUGUACAUCAUCACAUGAUGAAAUCUCCUUUUCCUUUGUAGUCAAAAGUUGGUUUUCUUUCUUCCUACUUAUCAAGUACCCGCAUGCUUGCAAUGCCUUUAAGUA